AUGCUCACGAUCGUUUAUGAGCCGGCCUGUUCCCGCAGCGUUCGCAGCAGAGCAGAUCUCGAACGCAACGCCGCUCUCCCUGGAUCAGCGCCCCCUACGCGAGGGACCGCCAUCAUGCGUUUUUACCAGGCUCUGACGGCCUUGAUUUGGCUGUUUGCAUCUGGGGCUCUAGCGACUGACAAUGGCCUCACUGACGUGGUUUCGUGGGACAAGUACAGUCUCGUGAUCAACGACACCCGGACUUACAUCCUCUCUGCCGAAUUCCACUACCAGAGAACGCCCGUCCCCGAGCUGUGGCCCGACAUCCUGCAAAAGUUCAAGGCCAAUGGCUUCAACACCGUGAGCAUCUACUUCUUCUGGUCGUAUCACUCGGCCGCCGAGGGCGUCUACGAUUUCGAGACCGCAGGCAAGAACAUUCAGCGGCUGUUUGACUACUGCAAAGAGGCCGGACUUUACGUCAUUGCCAGAGCCGGCCCCUACUGCAAUGUCCAGGCCGAAACCAAUGGCGGAGGCCUCGCUCUCUGGGGCUCCGAUGGUCGUUUCGGCAAAAUCAGGACCUCUGACGCGCGGUACCAAGCCGGGUGGCUUCCCUUUAUUACGCAAGUCGGCAAGAUUAUCGCCGCGAACCAAAUCACCAACGGCGGCCCCGUCAUCCUCAACCAAGUCGAGAACGAGUACCAGGAGAGCGUCUACUCGCCCGACAACACCGCUGUGAUCUACAUGGAGCAGCUCAAAAAGGCAUUCCACGACGCCGGCAUCGUCGUCCCGCUGACACACAACGAAAAGGGCAUGCGUUCCCGGUCGUGGUCCACGGACUACAACAACGUCGGCGGCGCCGUCAACGUCUACGGCCUCGACAGUUACCCGGGCGCCCUGUUCUGCACGGAUCCGGCGGUUGGCUUCAACGUCGUGCGGACGUACUUCCAGUGGUUCUCCAACUACUCGUUCACGCAGCCGAGCUACCUCGCCGAAUUCGAGGGCGGCUGGUUUUCAAACUGGGGCAGCCCGACUUUCUAUGACCAGUGUGCCUCGGAGCACGACCCGGCCUUUGCGGACGUUUACUACAAGAACAAUAUCGGACAGCGCGUGACCCUGCUCAGCCUUUACAUGAGCUACGGCGGUACGAACUGGGGGCAUUCCGCCGCGCCCCAGGUCUACACGAGUUACGACUACAGCGCCCCUCUCCGAGAAACCCGCGAGCAAUGGACCAAGCUCUUCCAGACAAAGCUCAUUGGCCUCUUCACCAGAGUCUCAUCCGAUCUGCUCAAGGUCGAGAUGGUUGGAAACGGAACCGGCUACGGUCUCUCUUCGGCCUCUGCCUUUAGCUGGGUUCUCCGCAAUCCCGAUACCCAGGCCGGCUUCACCGUUGUGCAGCAAGCCAGCACCAAGUCCAUGACCCCCAUUCAGUUUGACGUCACCCUCAACACGACCGCUGGACCCGUGACUGUUCCGAAUGUCGUGCUCAACGGCCGCCAGAGCAAGAUUCUCGUCACGGACUACGUCUUUGGAAAGCACACUUUGCUGUACGCCUCGGCCGACAUUGCGACCUAUGGGCUCUUCGACACGGAAGUGCUUGUUUUCUACCUCCAAGAGGGCCAGACUGGAGAAUUCGCCUUCAAGGACGCAGGCAACCUCACCUUUGAGGUGUUUGGGGACACUGACUUACAGGAGACAACAAAUGGGAACCAUUCGGCCUUUACCUGGAAGCAGGUCGCCGGCUCCACGGUGGUCAAGUUCUCCAACGGCGCUCUCAUCUACCUGCUCGAACAAAAGUCGGCGUGGCAUUUCUGGGCGCCCCCGACAACGCCCAACCCUACGGUGAAGCCCAACGAGCAGCUCUUCAUCCAGGGCCCGUACCUCGUCAGAAGUGCAAGCAUCUCCCACGGCGUGCUCCACGUCUCGGGCGACAGCGACAAGGCCACGGCAAUCGAGGCCUACGUCGGCGACGAGGCCAUUGAGACCAUUGACUGGAACGGCCAGCGCUUGGCCGCCACGAAGACUCCUUACGGCUCCUUCACUGCGCAGAUUCCCGGCGCCGAGGAUCGGGUCGUGACACUCCCCGAGCUGUCAAACUGGCGUGCGGCCGACGGUCUUCCCGAAGCGGCGCCCGAUUUCGACGACUCCCGCUGGACCGUCUGCAACAAGACGACCACGCCCAGCCCGUAUGCCCCCAUCACCCUACCGGUGCUCUACAGCUCCGACUAUGGCUUCUACUCGGGGGCCAAGGUCUACCGCGGCUACUUUGACGGCGCCAACGCCACGUCUGUCAACAUCACGGCCUCGGGCGGCUUGGCUUUUGGAUGGUCGGCGUGGGUGAAUGGGCAGUUCCUCGGCGGCGACGUCGGGUCCGCUUCGGCGACGACGACCAACAAGACUCUCACUUUCCCUCGGUCCGCGUUGCGCGAGUCGAACAACGUGGUGACCGUCGUGGUGGACUACCAUGGCCAUGACCAGGCCUCGACAGCGCAAGGCAUCAACAAUCCGCGCGGCAUCCUUGGUGCCCAGUUGCAACCCGGCAGCACACGGACCAAUACGGGCUUCAAGCUGUGGAAGCUGGCGGGCGCAGCCGGCGGCGAGGCCAACAUCGACCCCGUCCGCGGGCCCAUGAAUGAGGGCGGCCUCUAUCCGGAGCGCCUGGGCUGGCACCUCCCCGGCUUCGCGCCCACCGGCUCCUCGUGGAAGCCCGAGUCUCCCCUCGUCGGCCUCUCCGGCGCGGGCAUCCGCUUCUACGUCACCGACUUCACGCUCAACAUCGACUCGGACCUCGACGCGCCCCUGGGCAUCGAGUUCUCCGCGCCCGCAGGGACGACCGCGCGCGUCCUGUUCUGGAUCAAUGGCUACCAGUACGGCAAGUACGUCCCGCACAUUGGCCCGCAGACGCGGUUCCCCGUGCCGCCGGGGGUGCUCAACAACCGCGGCCGCAACAUCUUGGCCGUCAGCCUGUGGGCGCAGACCGACGCGGGGGCCAAGCUGGAUGGACUGAAGCUGGUGCAGUACGGGCAGUACCAGACGGAUUUCAAGUUCAGCCGCGACUGGAGCUACCUCCAACCCGGGUGGGAAGAUCGCCAGGAGUAUGCUUGA
This is a messenger RNA of Colletotrichum orchidophilum, 3081 nucleotides long. Its product is annotated as glycosyl hydrolase family 35. NCBI's taxonomy places the organism in Eukaryota, Fungi, Ascomycota, Sordariomycetes, Glomerellales, Glomerellaceae. The record is from RefSeq and is a predicted model, not a curated record. Gene Ontology annotation, molecular function: beta-galactosidase activity. Gene Ontology annotation, cellular component: vacuole. The transcript has 10 exons. Bases 1 to 3081 code for a protein of 1026 amino acids. Gene Ontology annotation, biological process: carbohydrate metabolic process.